Molecule: messenger RNA, 1842 nt
Organism: Ceratosolen solmsi marchali
Lineage: Eukaryota; Metazoa; Arthropoda; Insecta; Hymenoptera; Agaonidae
Exons: 11
Coding region: 4-1842 (612 amino acids)
Biological process (GO): nucleoside metabolic process
Molecular function (GO): catalytic activity
Source: RefSeq, a predicted model, not a curated record
AAAAUGGCGGAGCAAAUCGUUAUGACCCUGACGAGCAAGACCGCGAAUUCGACGGCCUUUGUUAUAGAGAGGAGACGGCAGGUGGUGGAGGAGAUUGCCAAUGGGAGCGAGAAGGAUGUUCAUGUGGCCGGUGGCGACCAUAAGGGCAUCGUUAUUAAUAAACUGCUCAAUGACAAUGGUGAUGGUAAUGGCGAGCCUGCGCAUUUAUCUCUGCAAUUCAAAGUGUUUUUAGUCAACGCACAGAGUGGCAAACACGUGCAGGAGCAGAGAAUGUUGAAUUUUUGGUUUACGGACAGUCUGGCUGUCGAGUCUCAGCCAAGCGUGGCGCAAGAAUUCUUUAGGGAGCUCGUCAGUCCGCAGGAAUUUCCCAGAGAUUACAUUGGUUUUAUUACGAAAAUUUUGAAAUUAUUGCAACACAAGUAUUCUGGCAUCGAUCACGUCGAGGUUGAAUUGAAGCAGAUCGAAGAGCCUGUGGAGUUUCCAGUCAGGCCACCAUCGGCGGACGAGGCCACUUUAGAAGACAACAGAGUCCAUGAACUAACCGUAGAGAAGAUCCUAGAAUUAAUCGAAUCGGCUUAUCCAAAUCCACUAACCAUUCAUAAUUUAAUCAACGAUCAUGGCUGGGACCGUGACGCCGUAGCAGAAAAAUUAUCAGAAUUACAAAAGAAAGGCCUUGUUCGAGCAAUGGAUAACGGUGCCUUUACCAGAGUUGUUCAUCAGGACACUAAAAUUCAGGUUGUCAAACAAAUGCCUACGAUGGCUAAUUCGAAGCAGCCGACUAUAGCUAUAAUUACAGCACAGUACUGCGAAAAAUUGGCUGUCGAUGCAAUGAUCGAAAACAAAGAGACUUUUGUUCGAUACACCACUGUCGGAAGUGAAAAAGAGGAGAAAAACUCAUCGUCUAAUUCUAAUAAUCCAACAGCCAAAGACCCACGUGUGACUCGACAAAUACGUUUCGGCGAGUCCAACAUCUACACCCUGGGCGACAUCGGGGCCCAUCGCAUCGUCUGCACAAAGCUACCGACCGUCGGUCAUACUCGGGAGGCUAUGACUGCCGCCGGGAAUACGACUACCCGCCUCCUCGGCACCUUCCAGAAGGUCGACUACGUGUUUCUCGUUGGUGUGGGGGGCGGCGUGCCGCAUUACACCGACUACAAGAGGCACGUGAGGCUCGGCGACGUCGUCAUCUCGUAUCCCGCGGGACCCAACAACAAAUUCGUCUACACGUAUUGCGAGAGCGCGGAGAUGCGCGACGAUGGCAAUUACCACUUCGAGACCAAGGAGUAUCGGCCGACGAAUUUGGGCCUUCAGGACAUAGCCGCGAAUUUCAAGAAGCAGAUGAAGACAAGUGAUGAUGAAUCACCACCGUGGCAUCGUUUUCUGUCCGAUGGAAUUAAGAAUUUAGGUUCCCAAUUCGAGCACAAUUUUGAGGCUCCUCCGGCUGAAUCCGACAAACUCUACAUGAACAUCGGCGACAGAGAUGUUAUUGAAGUUACGCAUCCAAGUGCUCCCAAAGGAGAUAUUGCGUAUGCGAGGAGUGACGGAUUUCCGCAAAUUCAUCUGGCCCCUGUCGCUUCCGGUCGGCGAAUCGCUCGCGACGACCAGCUGCGCCAAAAAUUCGCUAGCCGCUUUGGUAUCCUCGCUUUCGACGCCGAAAUGGACGCGGUGGUAGACAGUAUCCUGGGCAACUGUCGCGAGAGCUUCGCCGUGGUGCGGGGCAUCGCCGAUUAUAAGGAUGGCUCGCGGGGUAAGGAAUGGCAGCCGCAUGCCGCCCUCGCGGCUGCAAGCGUCGUCAAGGCCAUGAUUUGCGCAAUGGAUCCACCCUCGCCAGUCAAGAAAUAA